GACGCUUCCCAGCCUCCUGCCCCCGCCAGCGGCCCGGCCUUCAUCGCCAGCUUCGUCCAGGCCGAGACGCCCCGGCCAUGGCCAAGCAGCCGGGCGCGUCCUUCUCCAUGGGAACCUCUUUCUCGCUGGGCGAUGGGGCGCCUGAGGCCGAGAAGAACCUGGGCGAACCUGAGAACACCUAUAUUCUGAGGCCCGUCUUUCAGCAAAGGUUCAGACCCUCCGUGGUUAAAGACUGCAUCCAUGCUGUGCUCAAGGAGGAACUGGUCAAUGUUGAAUAUUCUCCGGAAGAAAUGCCUCAGCUCACAAAACGCCUGUCCGAGACCAUUAAAGAUAAAUUAAAAGAAAUGGGAUUUGACCGAUAUAAAAUGGUGGUGCAAGUAGUGAUUGGAGAACAAAGAGGGGAAGGAGUAUUCAUGGCUGCUCGAUGUUUCUGGGAUGCCGACACAGACAACUACACUCACGAUGUCUUCAUGAAUGACAGUUUAUUCUGCGUCGUAGCAGCAUUUGGCUGUUUCUACUAUUGAAUCUUUGAGGAGCUGGAAAAGAUUUACCAUGAAGAAAUUUGAACUUUUUUUUUUAAUCAUUAAAUAUUUGGACAAAAUAAAUAUAAGCUAGCAGUUUGGCAAAAGUUAAGUUAGCAGUUUGGCAACUGAAUCUGUUGUGUUCUAGCCCUUAUAUUUAUAGUGUUUUGAUUUUCUUAUAAUAGGUUCUAAACACAUUUGGAAAGGAGAGAAAAAAAUGGAAAAUCCACUUCAGUUGUUCCAACAUAACCCACUGUAAAUGUUUUGGUACAUUUUCUACCAGUUUUGUUUUUAUUUGCAGGGUUCUAAGAUUGCAGUUUUGAGCCCUGAUUUUUCAUUUCUCAUAAUGUCAUGAGCAGUUUUUCUGUCACUUUAUUUACAUUAUGAUUUUCAGAAUCAUAAAUUAAUAACCACAUUUGUUCUAUUAGGUCAUAAUAUUUUUGCCAUUUCCUUACUGAAGGACUACUUGUUUCUGAUUUCUUAUAUCAUAAAAAAUAGAGAUGAAUUCUUUUGUAUAUAAAUUAUAUAAAGCUUUCCCCUAUAUUUUGAAUGGCUGCCUUUACCUUUCUGGCCCAGUGUUCUUGCUGAGCUGUUGCCAUCCUGUGCCUUACACAGCUUCUUAGCCAUUUUUCUCCAGGGUUUGUGCAGAGCCAGGGCUUGAGAGGUUGCAAGCCAGUGUGUAGCCUCCUUAAUCUGAGAUUCUUACAUUGGCCACCAUCCAGACUCCCACUUACCUCUGCAUUGAUGCUCCCUGGGAGGGCCCUGGUGUUUCCUCCCGUUGGCUGGCCCUCGGCGCUUUAGUCUGUCCCCAGGUUCAAAUGCCUAUAUGAAACUCAAAAAGGAAGGGGUCAGAUUUAAAUCCAUUUUCUCCCUGGAGCUCCUCAGCAGAGGUACCAGUGUACUCACCCUCUUCAAGCCAAGCAUGUAGACGGAAAAUGGGUCGGAUUAUUGUUAUGGAAUAUCUGUGACCAGUGUGUUUUCCAUCUCCUGAGAAAGUGGAUAAGGUA
Lepus europaeus (European hare) is the source of this 1528-nucleotide messenger RNA. It is a transcript of the gene DYNLT2B, whose product is annotated as dynein light chain Tctex-type 2B. Gene Ontology annotation, cellular component: cytoplasmic dynein complex; cytoplasm. Gene Ontology annotation, molecular function: dynein intermediate chain binding. Gene Ontology annotation, biological process: microtubule-based movement. The coding region runs from base 78 to 524 and encodes 148 amino acids. NCBI's taxonomy places the organism in Eukaryota, Metazoa, Chordata, Mammalia, Lagomorpha, Leporidae. The record is from RefSeq and is a predicted model, not a curated record. The transcript is spliced from 6 exons.